Messenger RNA from Penicillium oxalicum, 1518 nucleotides. Its product is annotated as glycylpeptide N-tetradecanoyltransferase swoF. The transcript has 4 exons. Gene Ontology annotation, biological process: N-terminal peptidyl-glycine N-myristoylation. The record is from RefSeq and is a predicted model, not a curated record. Gene Ontology annotation, cellular component: cytoplasm. The coding region runs from base 1 to 1518 and encodes 505 amino acids. NCBI's taxonomy places the organism in Eukaryota, Fungi, Ascomycota, Eurotiomycetes, Eurotiales, Aspergillaceae. Gene Ontology annotation, molecular function: glycylpeptide N-tetradecanoyltransferase activity.
AUGUCAGACUCCAAGAACAAGGGCAAGGCCCCUGAGCGUCGUGAAGACGACAAUGACUCCAGCUCCAACUCCGUUCCCUCCUCGGGCGGUGCGACCAAGAAGCUUUCUGCGAAAAUGCUGGAGUCUCUCAUGGAGUCGAAUCCGGCUCUGAAGAAUGAGCUGGCGAGCAUGGACAAGGAGACCGCUGCGAAGACGCUUGCGAACAUGGAUGUCUCGCAGCUGCUGACUGGCCUGUCGCUAGGCAGCACGAAGAACCAGAAGGACAUGGCUUCUUACAAGUUCUGGCAGACACAGCCUGUCCCUCGCUUUGAUGACCGGGCAACCCAAGCUGCCGCGCCUCAAGGUCCGAUCAAGAUGAUUGAUCCCGAGAAGGUCUCAAAAACACCGGACGCGCUUCUCGAAGGGUUCGAGUGGUGCACUUUGGAUCUGACCAACGAGAAUGAGCUGCGAGAACUAUACGAGCUACUGAACAAUCACUACGUGGAAGACGACAAUGCCAUGUUCCGCUUUGCCUACUCGCAGUCCUUCCUGCACUGGGCCCUGAUGUCUCCGGGGUGGAAGAAAGAGUGGCAUGUCGGUGUGCGGGCCACCAAGUCUCGCAAAUUGGUUGCGUCGAUCUGCGGUGUUCCGACGGAGCUCCGGGUUCGCGGUGAUCGAAUCAAGGUGACCGAAAUCAAUUUCCUUUGCAUCCACAAGAAGCUUCGUUCAAAGCGGUUAGCUCCGGUUCUCAUUAAGGAAAUCACACGUCGCUGCUACCUCGAAGGUAUCUACCAGGCUAUCUACACGGCUGGCAUUAUCCUCCCCACUCCCGUCAGCUCUUGCCGGUAUUACCAUCGUGCUUUGGACUGGCUCAAAUUAUACGAGGUCGGGUUCUCUCCUUUGCCCCAUGGCUCGACCAAGGCCCGCCAGAUCUCAAAGAAUCACCUUCCUUCGACAACGGCGACCCCCGGUCUCCGGCCGAUGGAAAGCAAAGACAUCGAUGCUGUCCAUGACCUCCUUGAGCGGUACCUGCUCCGUUUUGACAUGAACCAAGCCUUCACCCGCGAGGAGAUCGACCAUUGGUUAGUUUACAAGCCGCAGGCUGGUAAGGAGCAGGUGGUGUGGGCUUACGUGGUCGAGGACCCGGAUACCCACAAAAUCACCGACUUUGUCUCCUUCUAUAACCUGGAGUCGACCGUCAUCGACAACCCCAAGCAUGGGGUCGUCCGUGCUGCUUACCUCUACUAUUAUGCAUCGGAGACUGCAUUCACGGAGGACAAGAGCGCUCUCAAGUCGCGCCUUCAGAUGCUCAUGAAUGACGCACUCAUCUGCGCCCGACAGGCCAAAUUUGACGUCUUCAACGCACUCACAUCCCACGACAACCCCCUGUUCCUGGAGCAGUUGAAAUUCGGGGCUGGCGACGGUCAACUCCACUUCUACCUGUUCAACUAUCGUACGGCUGCCAUCGCGGGAGGGAUCAAUGACAAGAACCUUCCGGACGAGAAGAAGAUGGGUGGUGUUGGUGUGGUGAUGUUGUAG